AUGGAAACUUGGUUGCUGCCCUUCUCGCUGGGAUGCCUGGUCGGAGCUGGUGUGGCCUGGUACUUCGCGCGGCGGCCCCUAUGGGCCAGAGCGGCCAAGUCAAGCAGCCGAAAGUCGAAGCAGCGACAGUACUUACCUCGUGGCUCGGCAGAUGCUCGGCUGGCGAGACAAGGCCACGCGGCUGAGCUCCUCCGCGAAGUCCGGUGUGAGGAUGCGCUUCCCUGGCUUCGGAGUACCCGGCUGCCCCCUUGCUGCGGCGUGCUCACAGGCGUGCCUGACAUCCACGAGCUGGACAGCAAGCUGAGCAUAGAAGGCUACAUCGAGUGGUUCCAAACCGUGGUGAAGCUUGUCUUGGAGGCAAUUCCUGAAGAUGGGCGAGCCAUCUUCAUGCAAACAGAUGUCAAAGUAACCCGUGAUGGCCAGCAUGGGCGAAAUGCCUCUGGCGGCAGCUACUGGCAGUGGCUAGACAAAGCCCAUCUAGCGCUGCAAGCUGCAUCGCAGGUGCCCCGCGCACGACUUCUUUGGCACCGUGUCAUCUUUUCCGGCAAAUUGCAAGCAGGGGGCCGGAGUGGAUUCAGUGCAGGCUACACGCACUACCUGUGCUUCGCAACCGGGGACACCGACGAAGCACUGGAUCGCGGUGCUUUUCCUGAUGUGAUCCGAAAGGGCCUCUCCACUUGGACCUCCGGCUCGGGUGCUCAUGCAGUGCACUUGGCCUGCAGCUACCUGAAGGCACAAGGCAUCCAGACAGUGGUGGAUCCUUUUUGUGGUGAAGGCUCCGUCCUGGCCAUCGCCAACGCUCUCGGCCUCUCGUCCAUAGGCCUCGAGAAGUCUGCGAAGCGCGCGAAGCAGGCACAGACGCUGGAUGGUCUGGCGCUGCUGGAGGCCGACCGCGACGAGUGCGCAGAGUAUUUAGAGGAUGGGAUCUCCACCGCGGACAUUCUCGCUGAAUUCGUCGCGGAGACAGAGGACCCCAUCACGCUGGCGCUCUUUCAGGCUAUCCUUUUCAUGCCCCUUGCCUUCGUCAUCAUUUCCGGGUCGAUCAAAAUGAAGGGCACACCUCACAGCUGUCAUUCUGACGUCCAAAGCGUGAUUUCUGGUUGCCAGACUGAGCUUCUCUUUGAGGUCCUCGUUCUCGACGAUGCUAGCCACUUCAAGGCAGUGCAAGACCAGUCCAAGACAAAGAGCUGUGGGAAGCGUCUCGGCUACCCACUGGCAAAUGGCUUCAACCCCGGGGAGAAGGACAACGGCCCCGCGUCUGCCGUGGCAGAGCUUUUCUCGAGCAGCGCGCUCGCCAGAGAGAGGUUCAUCAUCGAUCGGCAAGCUGAGAGUACGAUCCUGGGAGCAACGCCCGGUAAAGUCGGAAAGCUCCCAGACCCCAAGCGGGAUCCCGAGAGGAGCUUCGAAUGCAGCCAGACGGAGCUGGUGCUGCGCACGCCCUCAGAGAGCAUCGAGACCUGGGCCGUCGAAAUCGGGCGGCGAAUGGACAGGCUGAGUGCUCACGGCCAUCAUCUCAUCCCAUGUGUCAGCUUUGCCGAUGCGAAGCAUUGGACCCAGGAGCUUGGAACCAAGAUGCAAGAACAGGAAGAGGAGCUUUGUGCCCAGGUGGAGGACGAGAGUUUCGGUCAGCGGCUGCAGGCUGCCGCCGCGCUGCUGCGAUCCGCGCUGCUCCGCUCGCGGGGUCGGGCCUUGCGAGAAGCGUUUACUGAACUCGCCCUCCACUCGCGCCUAGAGGCGCUAUGCAGCUUUCAGUGUGGGGCUGCAGCAGCGCGCCUUACCCGAGCGCUGUUGGCUCCACAGCAGCGUCGCGUGGAGGGAUGCCUGGCUGCUUGGCGGCAUCACGCAGGCUCUUGCCAGGCAAAACCGACGGCCAGAAGGCGACAGAGACGUUCCGCGCAGGAGGACCUCCGCAAAGGAUCGUUGUUGCUCGCAGAAGUUUGUCGCCAGCGCCAGGAAUCUGCCCUGCACAGCUUCUUCCUGCAGUGCAGCCGGCAAAAGGCUGCUGCACUUCGGGAGGAGAGGCGCUCGGCUGCUGAUCUCAAGGAUGCCGCGUCCUUCUACGAAAGCGCCUCCCAGCUCCACCUCGCCGUGCGGCGCUGCACCGCUCUGAAGCUCCUUGCGCUGGCUCUGCGGAAGCACCGCCAGCUGCAGAUUGCAAAUGCCAUGAGCCGCUGGUCCCAGGCCGUGGCCGCGACCUUGACCUCGGAGGUCAUCACUCUGCGCGGUCAAGCGGAGAAUGUGAACACACAGCUGACGGAGCAUUGCCGAACGGCUUCAGUCAACGCAAGAGUGGCCAGCUUGGUCUUGGCGCUUGUGGAAGCUCGGCGGCGGCGGCUUCUUUGGGCUCGGCUGUGCUGGGUGCAAGGUGCCUCGGCUGCUGACCGGAGACGUUUCGCCCCGCCACCGCGAUGA
Messenger RNA from Symbiodinium sp. CCMP2592, 2412 nucleotides. NCBI's taxonomy places the organism in Eukaryota, Dinophyceae, Suessiales, Symbiodiniaceae. The record is from the annotation of a GenBank genome assembly.